This is a messenger RNA of Pochonia chlamydosporia 170, 3687 nucleotides long. Its product is annotated as inositol polyphosphate phosphatase. Gene Ontology annotation, biological process: phosphatidylinositol dephosphorylation. The transcript has 3 exons. Gene Ontology annotation, molecular function: phosphatidylinositol-4,5-bisphosphate 5-phosphatase activity; protein binding. Lineage: Eukaryota; Fungi; Ascomycota; Sordariomycetes; Hypocreales; Clavicipitaceae. Bases 1 to 3687 code for a protein of 1228 amino acids. The record is from RefSeq and is a predicted model, not a curated record.
AUGGAGCCACAAGGAAAUGACGGACCUGAUGGCUCCUCCAUCAAACCCGUGUCGUCCCUCCUCGCGCGAUUCGAAAACCUCAACCAGUCUGCUCCUCUUGCACCACCUCAGAAUGCGCCGUCGAGACCAAUUUCUCCAGCUCCCAAGCCUGAAAGAUUACGAGCUUUCAAGACAUCUCAGGAACCAACGCCCUCCGUAACGCCGGCUCCAGCUCUCGCAACUCCCAUCGCCGCCGCGCCGCCAAAGACGCCAGUUAAACCUGCGGCGAAGCCCAUAGCUCUCCAAGCUGCUGCAGAACCAAGUACUCCGCGCGAUGCAUCUCCUGCGAUAUCACACCCGGGUACACGCCCUCCAGCAGCCGCCAGCAAGAUAUCCGCUUCAGCUAUGCCCCCGCCGCCGGCGCUCAAGGUCCUGCCACCUCAAUCUCCGCCCAAAAUUCCAGCGUCAGCUAUGAUAUCGGGCGACCAGUCCCCAUUCUUGGAUCCCACGACUGCUGCUUCACACGAGCUCCCCAGCGGUUCGCCAACACCAAUCAAGCUACCCAGUCGACCUAUAACGCCAAUACACCCCCCCUCUGCUCCCCGAUCACCUCGACUUGCCUCGUCACGGCCUCCAUCACCACCUCCACCACGACGCUCGGGCGAAAUGCGGCGAGAACCCAAACAACCCCCUCCACCACCAGCUCCUCGGCUUGACAAGUCCAGGAAGCCUACGCCAGUCUCAUCGAGCCUUCCAGAUACGCGCAAGAUUAGCACUUCUAGCAAAGGCAACAUUGUGGACGAGACGUCGCCUUUUAACAGCCCGCCAGUUAGUCCCGAGAAAACCGACGAAGAUGAGAGUCCGCCCCUACUACCAGUCCGGCCAAGGGCGGAAGCAAACACGGUCGUGGUAUCUAGAUCUCGACCAGGUGCAGGAGGGUUUGAGCCUCCGCCAGUCCAUCAUUCCAUUGCGGGCAGGAGAGUUGAGCGGGAAACCAGCGUAAACGGAACCGCCAAACCAUCUCUCAUAGCGCAACGGACCGGGGAUCUCCGUUUUGCUCACUCACCCAAGCGAUCAACCAGCGACCUGACAGCCAUGACCUACAGCGGCAACAGCUCCAGCGCAGACAUGCCUCCUCCAAAACCUCCUAGACCAACUCAACAACGAACUGCGACAACUCCCGAGGUCAUGUCUUCGUCUGCCCCAGCCGCCCGACCGCCGAUACAACAGCCAUUGACCACUCACCAGUUUCCGGCGCCACCUACGCGGAAUCUUGCUCCCAUGAAGGCUGUUGAGAAGCCAGCCGAAAGGGAGAUUGCUGACUCGCGAGCCCUCGCUCUGCCUCCACCAGCAACGUCUACCAGUCGCUCUACGCCAAGAAGCAAUUCGCCCGAGCUUGCGGCAAGUACAGAGCCGGCGGCACACGUUACGGCGUUUCCGGAUUGUGCAAAUGUCAAUAGACGACCACCCUUUGUGAAGAAGGGUUGCUAUGAAAUACAAACAAAAUAUGACCCCAGGAUAUUCGACGCCUGUGGAGAUUUGGUCUGUACCAGUGGCCACUUGACCCGUGUCUGGAGUAUUCUGGACGGAGAGCAACUUAUGAGUCUGGCUCACACCGAAGGAAUAAAGGCAACUGCAGUUUCAUUCAAGCCAGCGGCGGAUCCAGACCACGAAGGAUCUUUCUUGUGGAUUGGCACCAAUGUCGGUGAGCUCAUGGAGGUUGAAAUUGCCACCCAGCGGAUUACGGAACUCAGGACCGGUGUGCAUGGCAAGGCUGAAAUUACCAGAAUAUAUCGACACUUCAACGAACUUUGGACACUGGACGAGGGAGGUACCUUGAAUCUCUGGCCUCCGGAUAGCGAUGGUGUGCCAAACCUCAACAGCCAUCCUAUCAUCCAGCCGAGCAGAUUACCAAAAGGCGCCACGUUCUCCAUGGUGGUUGGUAGUGAACUGUGGCACGCAACUGGCAAAGCAAUUCGGGUGUUUGCCCCUUCUGCUGACGGUGCCAAGCCGUUUCAAGUCUUGGUCCGACCUUUGAGUGCCGAGGGUUGUGGAGAAGUGAGUGCUGGCACUCUGCUCAGUUCAACGCCCGGAAAGGUGUACUUUGGUCAUAUGGACGGGAAGGUGAGCAUCUUUUCGACAUCCGACUACUCUUGUCAAACGAUCUUGAAUGUUAGUGCCUGGAAGAUCAAUGGACUCGCCGGCGUAGGCCAUAAUAUUUGGGCUGCCUACAACACGGGAAAGAUGUGCGUAUACGACGCUACCCAGCAGCCUUGGACCUUAAAGAAGGAAUGGCAGGCGCACGACCAGUCAGUUUUGAGCAUGAAGCUGGAUCCCUCAGGCGCGUAUCGCAUGGACAGGCUGCAGGUUGCGUCUCUCGGCCCAGAUAACAAGGUCAAAAUAUGGGACGGUCUGCUGCAGGAUACGUGGCUGGAGGACGACCUCAAAUCCAAAGAUAUCGAUUACUGCGAUUUUGAAGAACUCACGGCCAUGGUUUUCACCUGGAACGCCGGGGCCUCAACUCCCCACAGCCUGCGGUACUCGAAAGGCGAUGGCGAUGCUACAUUCUUCCCGAAUCUCUUGCAGUCGAGCGGGUCACCAGAUAUUUUGAUUUUUGGAUUCCAAGAACUGGUUGAUCUGGAAGACAAGACGGCCACAGCGAAGCGGCUACUCAAGUCCAAAAAGAAGGAAGGGUCUGAGCAAGAACGCAUGAGCCACCAAUACCGCGACUGGAGAGACUUUUUGCUCAAGACACUUGACGACUAUAUGCCUGGUGACCACCUGUACCACCUCCUUCAAUCGUCACCAUUGGUGGGAUUGUUUACGUGCGUGUUUGUGAAGUCGACUAUUAGGGACAGAAUCCGAAACUUGAACGCCGCAGAGGUCAAGCGAGGCAUGGGCGGUCUGCAUGGGAACAAGGGAGCUGUCGCGAUUCGAUUUCGGAUAGACGAUACAUCACUCUGUUUUGUCAACUGCCAUUUAGCAGCCGGACAGUCACAGGCGAACUCGCGCCACGCCGAUAUUGCUGCAAUCCUUGAGGCGAAUUUGUUUCCUACCGAACGAGAUCCAGACACUCGGCUAGACACAUUUACUGGCGGAGGCGAUGGAUCCCUGAUUCUAGAUCAUGAGCUUUGUAUUCUGAAUGGGGAUUUCAACUACCGUAUUGAUACCAUGUCUCGAGACACUGUGGUCAAGGCAGUCAAACAGCAGCAACUCACUAAACUGCUUGACCGCGAUCAGCUCUUGGUGGCGCGUCGUCGGAACGCCGCAUUUCGGCUACGAGCGUUUGAGGAGCUGCCCAUCACAUUUUCACCCACUUACAAGUACGAUGUUGGGACCGACACCUAUGACACGAGCGAGAAGAGACGAAGUCCGGCAUGGUGUGACCGGCUAUUGUUCCGUGGACAGGGUCGGGUACGUCAACUGGAUUACAGACGGCAUGAGGUUCGGGCUAGCGAUCAUCGACCUGUAACAGGGAGUUUCCGACUCUGGGUGAAGAAGGUCGAUGCUAGAGGGCGAGCAAAGGCUUGGAUGGAAAGUCAGGAGCGAUUUGAGAAUGUGCGGUCGCAAGUUAUAGCUAAUGAGACGGUGGCAUAUCUUCGACAUACUUGUGGAUUUGACCAGGCCACAAGCAAGGCGCUAGUAAAGGAGAGAUCAUCACGAAAGAUACACCGGAGUCCGAGUAGGACCAAGACGGGCGGUUAUUAG